AUGGGUGGAGUGACGCGUUAUCUGUCGACAUGGAUGCAAGACGUGGAUGAUGUCUCCCGGGAAACAAAAACGCCACGCCUAUCGGGGCGAGUACAUAUCCUGGGCAUGGGAAAUGUAGGGACCUUUGUUGCCCACUCCCUGGCCGCGAGGCAGUCUCCGCCGCCCAUCACCUUACUCCUGCACAAGCCCGAAUUCUACGAAGAGUUUCGAAAGAAGAAAGAAUGUCUCGUUGUCAACACCAACGGCCUGGACGACAUCAAAUCUGGAUUCGAUGUCAAUGUGUUGGACAAUGGGGUAUGGUAUUCCCCGCCGUCUUCGAGGGACAUGACCGACCGAGCCGCAAGCGAGCAGGGGCCGGCAGAACUCCAGGAGACAGCUCAAGCACAGGAAGAUGAGGAGCCCAUCGAGUGUCUGAUUGUGUGUACAAAGGCGAACGUGACACAAGCAGCCGUGCGGACUGUCAGCCACCGCUUGACGCCCAACUCGACCGUUCUCUUGAUCCAAAAUGGCAUGGGCGUGUUCGACGAGAUCAACCGUUGGAUUUUUCCUGAUCCCAAGAAACGGCCCCAUUACAUGAUGGGAAUCUUCAGCCACGGCCUGACCAAGAAAAGCACUUUGCACGUGUCCCACAUGGGUGUCGGGACAACCAUUCUCAGCCCCAUGGUGGCCAACAACACGCCUGUGGCCGCGGCCGAGAAUGACACCCACUGGGCGGCCACAACCAAAUAUUUGCUUCGUCUCAUGACUCUCACUCCGCCGCUGGUCGCCGUUGCCGAGACUCCUGCCGGUCUGCUCCAAUACCAACUCGAGAAAUUAGCGGUGAAUAGCAUCAUAAACCCGCUGACCGCGCUCAGCGGCUGCGCCAACGGCGAGCUUCUGUACAUUUUCAGCUACACUCGUGUCAUCCGCUUGCUGCUUUUCGAGAUCUCGGCCGUAAUCUGCGCUUUGCCCGAAUUGCAGGGCAUUCCCGGCGUCGAGGACCGUUUCGCGCCGGAGCGCCUCCGUCGGCGCGUUGUGAAUGUCGCAUAUACUACGGCCAAAAAUAGGAGCUCUAUGCUGCAGGAUUUCCAGAGUAAAAAGGCCACCGAGAUUGACUACUUUAAUGGCUACAUUGUGCGCCGUGGCGAAGAAUUGGGCAUCAAAUGCGUGCUGAAUUACAUGAUCAAGCACCUGGUGAACUCUCAAUUGGCUGUGCUGCGACGGAGAGAAGACAGUGCGAUCCCGAUUGACAUCGACAACAUCGUCCUCCAUAAUUUGGAAGGAGAAGAAGAGCUCGGCCAACUGGAAGGCGAAGAAUUUCUUCAGGAUGAAACCCAGGAGCACAAUAAAGAAAGCAGCCAGGGGCGAAUUCCACAAUAG
Penicillium alfredii is the source of this 1359-nucleotide messenger RNA. RefSeq names its product ketopantoate reductase family protein. NCBI's taxonomy places the organism in Eukaryota, Fungi, Ascomycota, Eurotiomycetes, Eurotiales, Aspergillaceae. Gene Ontology annotation, biological process: pantothenate biosynthetic process. Gene Ontology annotation, molecular function: NADP binding; 2-dehydropantoate 2-reductase activity. The record is from RefSeq and is a predicted model, not a curated record. Gene Ontology annotation, cellular component: cytoplasm; mitochondrion. The transcript has a single exon. Bases 1 to 1359 code for a protein of 452 amino acids.